AUGAAUUUCCGUGUUGUGUUUCUUACGGUGUUUCUCAGUGUACCAUUUUGUUGUUGUCAAAACGUCACAGAAUUAUCGGGAACAUCUCCAAAUGGAAGCUCACUGUCUGGUACAAAUCAAAAUUCUGAACCACAAAAGGGGGUGAUCAAUGCUGGAAGCACGCCAUCAUCUGGAACAUUAUCAAUAGCGUCUUUGCAAGCUAUGCUUGCUACACUAAUGAUGACCAACAAACAAACUGUUGCUGCCGCAAGUAAGCCGACUGUGACAAAUACUGGUAGUAAACAACCAACUGCUACUGGACAACCAACUCUUUCUCAACCCAGAAAACAACUCAUUCUGACAAAUAGACGAAGAAAUCCUAGAAGAUGGGGACGUGUUUUUAUAGACAACAAGAGCAAUUUAUGUGCAUUCGAGAGACAAAAUUUCUUAAACUCAUUCGGACUUCAUGACAAAUUAAAAAAGGACAUUGUUGAAAACUUGAAUAAAAUCAGAAAAGACGUUAAAGCUCAAAACAUGAAUUGUCUGCUAUGGAGUGAAAAACUUGCAGCUAAAGCGGCCAAACUAGUAAAGGAAUGCACCUAUCAAAAUACUAAUAAAGCAGCUAUUACAUCCAUGGUAUAUGAAAAAGAAAUCGGUGAUCAAUUGGUUGGGAGAUCUCUCAGUAGAUGGAUGGACAAUAAAAAAUAUUUUUCAUAUGGUAACGAUUGUCGAGAUACUGGUGGUUGUCAAUUCUCUCAGAUUGUUUGGGCAAGGUCUAAAAUAAUUGGUUGUGCCGCUGAAAGAUGUAGUGAUAUGACGAACAUGGUCUGUUUGUUUGAGCCAAAAGGCAACGUUAGAAAUGAACUACCCUAUCUUACUGGUAAUCAAUGUGCACAAUGUUCAGCAUCCCGAGGUUCAACUCCAACAUGUAAUAAGGACAAACUCUGUGAAUGGUAUUUUCCUAGGCCGAAGUUCUGAAGAAGUCUAAGUAUGGGAAUAUAAUUCUUUAUGUAUAUUACUGUAGUAUGUGAUUAUACAGACUUUACAACGCUAUUUUUAUGUAAACACAAACCAUUCUGCUAUGGAAAUAAAACACGUUUUGAAAAUGCU
This is a messenger RNA of Lottia gigantea (owl limpet), 1089 nucleotides long. RefSeq lists its product as hypothetical. The transcript is spliced from 5 exons. NCBI's taxonomy places the organism in Eukaryota, Metazoa, Mollusca, Gastropoda, Lottiidae. The coding region runs from base 1 to 957 and encodes 318 amino acids. The record is from RefSeq and is a predicted model, not a curated record.